Molecule: messenger RNA, 729 nt
Organism: Lates calcarifer (barramundi perch)
Lineage: Eukaryota; Metazoa; Chordata; Actinopteri; Centropomidae
Gene: trappc2
Product: trafficking protein particle complex subunit 2
Biological process (GO): endoplasmic reticulum to Golgi vesicle-mediated transport
Cellular component (GO): nucleus; TRAPP complex; cytoplasm
Source: RefSeq, a predicted model, not a curated record
UAUGUUUUGCUACUUGACAUUGUCGUCAUCUUUUCGCGACUGCUCUCGCUGCUCUUCAGGAAGCGAAAUUAACAGGAAUCGGUAAAAGACUUGAACGACGCCAAGCAUCUGCCGACUGCUACAGCUAACGGGCGCUUUGUUUUGCUGAGAAGAAGGGGGCACUAUGUCUGGAAGUUUCUAUUUUGUCAUGGUUGGUCAUCAUGACAAUCCUGUGUUUGAGAUGGAGUUCUUGCCAGCUGGGAAGCCUGAAUCAAAGGACGACCAUCGUCAUCUGAACCAGUUCAUUGCACAUGCAGCUUUAGAUCUGGUGGAUGAAAACAUGUGGCUGUCCAACAAUAUGUACUUGAAAACUGUGGACAAGUUCAACGAGUGGUUUGUUUCUGCCUUUGUCACUGCAGGACAUAUAAGAUUCAUCAUGCUGCAUGAUGUACGACAAGAAGAUGGAAUCAAAAACUUUUUUAAUGAUGUAUAUGAUCUAUACAUUAAGUUUGCAAUGAAUCCAUUCUAUGAAAUAAAUGCACCAAUCCGCUCGACAGCUUUUGAGAGGAAAGUCCAGUUUCUUGGAAAGAAACAUCUGCUGAGUUAACCAUGUCACAUGUGCAGAGAUUUGAAUGCAUUUUGUAUCAUAUACCUAACACACUUGUUUGAUGUCUGUCUAUUUGACUUUUCCUGUUUGACAAAUGUAACACAGAUGUGGAUUUUCUAUAAAGCAUUUUCUUGUCUUACCUA